AAAAAACUCUCUCUCUCAUUUGCAGUCACUGACUGAAGAAAGAAACAAGAAAAGGCAGGAUCUUUCUUUCAUUUUCCCUAAUGGAAGAAGAAGAAGAAUUUCAACAAGGUCACCAAAGCCCAGUACUUUCAUUUACUUCUGAUGAUGGUCAGGAUUCUUCACAAGAAGAAGGUCUAGAAGAUCCAAUACCAAGACUACUUGCCAUGAGUCUUGAUGCCUGGAGAGAUCCAUCUACUUUUCAAGAUUGGCUAUCUUUUGGUUCACAACCAGUCCUGACUGAAACCACCCUUGUUGGUUCUUUUACCACCACUAUUGUAGGCCACAGUGGUGCAAAAUUCAAUGAGCAUGAAUUGCUUGAAUUUGUCCGUUAUCAACAAUGCCCUUCUGAUAAGAAUGCUAUAAAGGUUUUAAAUUCUAGUUCUAGAGAAGUGGGCUACCUUUGUACUUCAGUUGCUAUGGUUUUAUCUCCUUUAGUUGAUAUUCUAAAAAUUAAUCUUGAAGGUGAGGUGAUUUGUUCAAGAUUUAAAUAUGAUACGUCUAUUCCUUGUGUAGUUACAAUUUUUGCAGAGUCAGCGGUUGCACAGAAUGCUAAAGAUUGGAUUUUACAACACGGGUUGCGUUUAUGUGAUCAACCUGGUACAAGUCUCAGGUCAUAUGAGGGUAUGGGGGUUCAAGAAAAGGGUAGGAUAGAGAAAUUGGGGAGUUUGGAACCACCAAAGAAUGUGAUUAAAGCUAAACUUCUUGAUCAUCAAAAGGAGGGCCUAUGGUGGUUGGUGACUAAAGAGAAGUCUGAUGAGUUGCCCCCUUUUUGGGAGGUGAAAGAUGGGUCGUAUCUGAAUGUUUUGACAAGGCAUCAAACGGAUAGGAGACCAGAGCCUUUGCAUGGUGGGAUUUUUUCUGAUCAUUAUGGAUCAGGAAAGACUCUGACUUUGCUUUCUUUAAUUGCUUUUGAUAAGGUUGGCAAUGUUACUGAAGGAACAGGAGAGGAGGACAGGGUAGUGUAUGUUUCUAGCGGGAAGAAGAGGAAGGGGGGUGGCAUGGUGAGUGAAAAGGGUACUGGAGAACAAAAAAUGCAUAGCCUUUUGGAUAGUAAUAUAAAAGAAAGUUCUGUGCGCAUGGCCGGGGAGUCUUCUAGUGCUUUGGUUGCUAAGAAAACACUAGUCGUGUGCCCUUCUGCUGUGUGUUCGACAUGGGAAAACCAACUGCAGGAGCACACUCAAAAUGGUUCACUCAAGCUAUACAAGUAUUAUGGGGAUAACAGGACGAAGGAUGCAGAGGAGCUUAUGAAAUAUGAUAUAGUGUUGACCACAUAUAGUACCUUGGUUGCUGAAGGCUGUGAACCCACACGGUGCCCUUUGAUGAAGAUCGAGUGGUGGCGAGUCAUUUUGGAUGAGGCUCACGUGAUUAAGAAUGCAAAUGCAAAGCAGAUUCGGGAUUUUAGUAAAUUGACCGCUAGGAGGAGGUGGGCUGUUACAGGAGCACCCAUCCAGAAUGGAUCUUUCGAUUUAUUUUCCCUGAUGGUCUUUUUCCGGUUAGAUCCACUCUCCACAGAAUGCUACUGGCAACGACUGUUUCAGAAACCACUUGCUAAUGGAGAUGAGAAAGGGUUCUCCCGGCUGCAGAAAUUAAUGGCAACAAUUUCUUUGCGGAGAAUAAAAGACAAGGAUUUAGUUGGAUUGCCAUCCAAAACUGUAGAGACAGUUUCCUUUGAACUUUCUGGAGAAGAACGUGUACUGUAUGAUCAGAUGGAAGCAGAUUCCAAGGAUGUUAUUGGAUGUUUUAUUACCGCUGAUAUUCUACACAGCCACUAUGUAUGUGUGCUUUUUUCAGUUAUACAGCUUCGCCAGUUAUGUAAUGAUUCGGCCUUAUGCUCUAUGGAUCUCAGAUCAUUGCUCCCUUCUGACAAUAUUGGAGAUGCAUCCAAACAUCCGGAAUUGCUUCGAAAAAUGAUUGAUGGGCUUCAAGAUGGUGAAGAUAUUGUCUGUUCGGUUUGCCUUGAUCCACCAACUGAUGCUACAAUCACAAUCUGUGAGCAUAUAUUUUGCAAAAAAUGUAUUUGCCAUCACCUGCAACACAAAGAAACCGAACAAACCUGCCCAAAUUGUCGGCGUCGUCUUUCUCUGCCUGACCUGUUCUCAGCCCCUCCAGAAUCUUCCAAUCCUGAAAACCCUAAAAAACUGUCAAGAACAACCCCUUCCAAAGUCUCAGCUCUCAUAAAACUCUUGAAGGAAUCUAGGGUUGUAAACUCAAUCAGUAAAUCAGUAGUUUUUUCACUGUUUGAUAAGAUGUUGGCAUUAAUGGAAGAGGCAGUGAAAGAUGCUGGCUUCAAUACAUUGCGGUUGGAUGCAUCAACAGAUGAAAUAAGGCAAGCUGAAAUAAUCAAGGAAUUUGGAUCAGCAGGAGCAGACACGGUUCUGCUUGCGAGUCUCAAGACUUCAGGAACCGGCAUAAACCUCACAGCUGCUUCCAAAGUCUACUUGUUGGAGCCAUGGUGGAAUUCAGCGGCUGAGGAACAGGCAAUAAACCGUGUUCAUCAAUACGGACAGAAGGAGAAUGUAAGAAUUGUUAGAUUGAUUGCUAAAAAUAGCAUUGAAGAAAGGAUAUUGGAGAUGCAGGAAAGGAAGAAAGCAGCGAAUGAAGCUUUUGGAAGGAAACGGCCAUAUGAACAACACGAGGCCAGCAUAGAUGAUCUCUGUCGCCUCUUCUUCUGGUGAGCAUGCCUUGAUCUUUGUUUCAUGAUUCUUCCAAGGACAUGUAGCAAUCACAUCUGUAGUUUGUAAUGGAGAUGUAGCAAUCCAUCUGUUUUUUCCUGCUACUCUUAUGUGAAUCUUGCUAUGAUGAGCCCCUUUGGGCAAAAUUUCAUGAUGUAUGAAGAUGCUCACAGGCAAUUUCUGAACUUGCUGGUUCAGCAUGUGUUACAGGUAAUGGAUUAAGCCAAGAUCUUCUGAAA
Molecule: messenger RNA, 2950 nt
Organism: Populus trichocarpa (black cottonwood)
Lineage: Eukaryota; Viridiplantae; Streptophyta; Magnoliopsida; Malpighiales; Salicaceae
Product: putative SWI/SNF-related matrix-associated actin-dependent regulator of chromatin subfamily A member 3-like 1
Exons: 3
Coding region: 81-2714 (877 amino acids)
Molecular function (GO): ATP binding; ATP-dependent chromatin remodeler activity; hydrolase activity, acting on acid anhydrides, in phosphorus-containing anhydrides
Source: RefSeq, a predicted model, not a curated record